Messenger RNA from Loa loa (African eye worm), 233 nucleotides. RefSeq lists its product as hypothetical. The transcript is spliced from 2 exons. Lineage: Eukaryota; Metazoa; Nematoda; Chromadorea; Rhabditida; Onchocercidae. The annotation marks the transcript as partial. The record is from RefSeq and is a predicted model, not a curated record.
AGAUGAUGGUAGCUCCCCAACCGCAAAAUUCAUAUCAUCGAGAACGUAAUGGUUCCAGUUAUAAAAAUGCAAUUCCUAGCCAACAAAGACGACAAAGUGUGGGUGCAUUGGUACCUGCAUAUCAUAUCUCAUCAUUUGCUGAUAAUUGGCAAUCUCGAGAUCGUGAUAGUCCACCAAAUGAUCAGCAAAUAGUUGGCAAGUAUUUCAGGCAGAAUAGAAUUACCCAAAAUUAA